Messenger RNA from Endocarpon pusillum Z07020, 1167 nucleotides. RefSeq names its product Leucine aminopeptidase 1. The record is from RefSeq and is a predicted model, not a curated record. Lineage: Eukaryota; Fungi; Ascomycota; Eurotiomycetes; Verrucariales; Verrucariaceae. Bases 1 to 1167 code for a protein of 388 amino acids. Gene Ontology annotation, biological process: proteolysis. Gene Ontology annotation, molecular function: metalloexopeptidase activity. The transcript is spliced from 3 exons.
AUGAAGCACACAUGUGCACUGGUGCUGGCCAUCACUGCCGUGACAGCUUCCGUCAUCCCGCAACUUCAGCAGAUUGCUCUCCAAGACCAGGUCCCAGUUCUGCAGGAGGAGUUCCUGAUAGAGCUUCAACCCGGGAAGACAAGAUGGAUCACAGAGGAUGAGAAAUGGGCGCUUAGAAGAGAAGGUCACAACUUCAUGGACAUAACCUCUACCGGCCAUACGUAUCCCGCCGUCUCACUUGCAACGCAACCCACCUCCAAAUCCAUCUUUCCAUCCAAAGCAGCCUACAACUCCACCGUGAAGUCGCUGGCCAAAUCGCUCGAAAAGAAGCACAUGCGUAAACAUCUCGAAACCUUCACCGCCUUCUACACCCGCUACUAUAAAUCUUCCACUGGCGUCGAAUCUGCCAAGUGGCUCUAUGACCAAGUCAACUCCACUGUCGUUUCCUCAGGCGCAGAUCAAUACGGAGCAAGCGUUCGCCUGUUCGACCAUGAAUGGGGCCAACCCAGCAUCAUCGCCACCAUCCCCGGGAAAUCCAACAAGACUGUCGUGAUCGGCGCACAUCAAGAUAGCAUCAACCUCUUCUUUCCCUCCCUGCUGCCCGCUCCCGGCGCUGAUGACGAUGGUAGCGGUACCGUGACCAUCCUCGAAGCACUGCGCGUGCUCCUGACAUCCGAGGAGAUAGUCAAAGGUGAGGCAGCGAACACGAUCGAGUUCCAUUGGUAUUCAGCAGAGGAAGGCGGGUUGUUAGGCAGCCAGGCCAUAUUCGCCGAGUACAGCCGACAGGGAAGAGAUGUUGCUGCUAUGUUCCAGCAAGACAUGACCGGCUAUGUUCACAAGACCCUGGAAGCUGGUCAACCAGAAAGUGUUGGCGUAAUCACCGACUUCGUCGACGUUGGGUUGACAGAGUUUAUCAAGGAACUCAUCACCACCUACUGCGACAUCCCCUACGUCCUAACAAAAUGCGGCUACGCCUGCUCCGACCACGCCUCGGCCAGCAAAUACGGCUACCCCUCCGCCUUUGUCAUCGAAUCGGAUUUUCAAUACUCGGAUAACAAGAUACACACCACGGAGGAUAAGAUUGAAUAUUUGAGCUUUGAUCAUAUGCUGCAGCAUGCUAAGUUGACUUUGGCGUAUGCGUAUGAGGGAGGAAUGGCGGAGUUAUAG